Molecule: messenger RNA, 1079 nt
Organism: Ctenocephalides felis (cat flea)
Lineage: Eukaryota; Metazoa; Arthropoda; Insecta; Siphonaptera; Pulicidae
Product: myosin regulatory light chain 2-like
Exons: 6
Coding region: 90-722 (210 amino acids)
Biological process (GO): post-embryonic development; locomotion
Cellular component (GO): myosin II complex; cytoplasm
Molecular function (GO): myosin heavy chain binding; calcium ion binding
Source: RefSeq, a predicted model, not a curated record
ACCAGGCGAGGUUUCUUAUAACAUCUCUGGACUACCUUGGGUCAGUGGUGUGGUUCCUCUCGUACCGAUAACAAACUUAAUUAAACAAAAUGGCCGAUAAGGAGAAGAAGAUCAAGAAGAAGAAGGCAAAAGAAGAGUCUGGAGAUGCCCCAGCCGCUGAAGCCGCACCAGCUCCAGCUGCAGCCCCCGCCGCCAGCGAACGCCAAUCAUCCAGGGGAUCCCGCAAAGCCGUCAAGCGCAGUGGAUCUAACGUUUUCUCCAUGUUCUCACAAAAGCAGGUAGCUGAAUUCAAAGAAGCCUUCCAACUAAUUGACCACGACAAAGAUGGUAUCAUUGGAAAGAACGAUCUCCGUGCCACUUUCGACGAAUUGGGCCGUUUGGUACAAGAGAAAGAACUCGACGACAUGAUCGGUGAGGCUUCAGGACCAAUCAACUUCACCCAAUUGUUGACCUUGUUCGCCAACCGCAUGUCUGGAUCAGGUGGUACUGAUGAUGAUGAUGUUGUCAUCAACGCCUUCAAGACCUUCGACAACGACGGCAAAAUCGACAGUGACAGGUUACGUCAUGCCCUCAUGACCUGGGGAGAUAAAUUCACUGCCCAAGAAGUUGAUGACGCCUACGACCAAAUGGUCAUUGACGAUAAAGGCUUCAUUGAUACCCAGAAGCUCAUCCAAAUGUUGACUGCCGCUGCCGAAGAAGACGAAGAAGGUGGUGAAUCAUAAGAAAUUGAAAAUAACUUCAUCACAUUAUAACAUCUUAAAACACCUGGUUCACCACAUUUGUGGGGAAUCAUGAUAUAAAAAUUGCAAAACAUACCACUCAUUUAUUGCCAAAACUAUUAAAUUAAAAAGUAAUGAAAAGAUUGCAACAGGCAACAAAAAUUAUUGAAACAUCUGUAACAAUGUAAUAUUUAUUAUUAUAAAUCAAAUUUUUAAGUAUCUAGUUAAGUCAGACAAGCAUCAGCCAAAAUUUAUUUAAAUGUAGAUAUCUUUGCCAUGUAUCUAUUGUUUUUUCUCUUUUGUAACAAAUUAUCAUGAUAUGUAUUGGUAAUAUACUCCAUUUAAAUAAAACAACUUAUU